This is a messenger RNA of Lagopus muta (rock ptarmigan), 3385 nucleotides long. RefSeq names its product aryl hydrocarbon receptor nuclear translocator like (gene BMAL1). Bases 804 to 2606 code for a protein of 600 amino acids. Gene Ontology annotation, biological process: regulation of transcription by RNA polymerase II; circadian rhythm. Gene Ontology annotation, cellular component: transcription regulator complex; nucleus; aryl hydrocarbon receptor complex. The record is from RefSeq and is a predicted model, not a curated record. The transcript is spliced from 17 exons. NCBI's taxonomy places the organism in Eukaryota, Metazoa, Chordata, Aves, Galliformes, Phasianidae. Gene Ontology annotation, molecular function: protein dimerization activity; DNA-binding transcription factor activity, RNA polymerase II-specific; RNA polymerase II cis-regulatory region sequence-specific DNA binding.
UGGAUUUCUCUCAAUUUGAUAAUGCUGAAAAGCAGUUGCAGUGGAACAGUAUAAUUAGAGAGAUGAAAUAACCUUAACCUUUUCUUGACAACCUGUUGUUUAAAGGCCGUAACAAAGAAAAAAGCUGCCAUGCACUAAAAGGAAAGUUCAUUAUUUAGUAAUAAGAAUAAGGCCUUCAUCUCAGUGCAGCUGGAAUUGAGGGCUAUUGAACGAGGUAAGGCUCAGGAAAGAAACCUUUGCAUAAUGAGGAAAAAAAAAAAAAUUGAUGAAAUAUAUGAUGUGAAGGUUGAUUAUGUUGACCGCAUACAUAGGAAGCAGAAUGUCUGGCCAGCAGAAAGGAAGCUAAUAAUUAAUUAGAAAGCAAAAGCAAAACUAGGAAUAGUUUCUUCUUUUCACCAAUUUUUUGCAUUUUCAGUCAUUUCCUGUCAGUGUGCUGCCAAACUUUGCCUGAUGGGGAGCUAUUUUGGUCUCCCAGUUGAAUAUGAGUCUGGGGAGUCUCUGGUUUGCUGCAGUAGGACUGCCUUGUGUUUUGUCAAGUGACUUAAUCUUGUAUUGCUCUCCGGUUGCAAACUAUUAUUCCUGGUAGAAUAAAGAUUUGUUUCUUGUGGAUUGGUGGUAGUAUGUUGUCAUUUCAAGAAAGCUGCUUCUCUUGAAGGGAUGCUUGCUACUAAUAAAGCUUAGAGGCACCAUCUAAGCCAUACCUUCUGUCUUAGGGCAGGUAUUUGAAACAGAAAGAAAUCACACCAACUGUGCUUUAGAAUGGUGAAAGUUGCAGUAAUGUGUGCCAUGUUUCCAACUGUGUAAUGUCUUCUGCUCUAAGUACACCAAGACCAACGUGCUUACUACUUGAUGGCUUUCCUUUUGAGGAAGGUAUGGAUACAGAUAAAGAUGACCAACAUGGAAGGCUGGAGUACGCAGACCAACAAGGGAGAAUAAAAAAUGCAAGGGAGGCUCACAGUCAAAUUGAGAAAAGGCGUAGAGAUAAAAUGAACAGUUUUAUAGAUGAACUGGCAUCCUUGGUACCAACGUGCAACGCUAUGUCUCGAAAGCUAGAUAAACUCACUGUAUUGAGAAUGGCAGUCCAGCAUAUGAAAACAUUACGUGGUGCUACAAACCCAUAUACAGAAGCCAACUAUAAGCCUGCUUUUCUGUCAGAUGACGAAUUAAAACAUCUAAUACUCAGGGCAGCAGAUGGAUUUCUUUUUGUUGUGGGCUGUGACAGAGGGAAGAUACUGUUUGUUUCAGAAUCUGUCUUCAAGAUCCUCAACUACAGUCAGAACGAUUUAAUUGGUCAAAGUUUAUUUGACUACCUUCAUCCUAAAGACAUUGCCAAAGUGAAGGAGCAGCUAUCUUCUUCUGACACUGCACCACGAGAAAGGCUUAUAGAUGCAAAAACUGGACUCCCAGUUAAAACUGAUAUAACACCUGGGCCAUCACGACUAUGUUCUGGAGCAAGGCGGUCCUUCUUUUGUAGGAUGAAGUGCAACAGACCUUCAGUGAAAGUAGAAGACAAGGAUUUUCCUUCAACCUGUUCAAAGAAGAAAGCAGACCGCAAAAGCUUCUGCACUAUCCACAGCACGGGAUAUUUAAAAAGCUGGCCACCAACGAAAAUGGGACUAGAUGAAGAUAAUGAGCCAGAUAACGAGGGUUGUAAUUUAAGCUGUCUUGUUGCAAUUGGCCGCCUGCAUCCUCAUGUAGUACCACAGCCAGUCAAUGGUGAGAUCAGGGUGAAACCUACAGAGUACGUUUCUCGACAUGCAAUAGAUGGAAAAUUUGUUUUUGUAGACCAGAGGGCAACAGCCAUUCUGGCAUACUUACCCCAGGAACUUCUAGGUACUUCAUGUUAUGAAUAUUUCCAUCAAGACGAUAUAGGACAUCUUGCAGAAUGUCAUCGACAAGUUUUGCAGACAAGAGAAAAAAUUACAACAAACUGCUACAAGUUUAAAAUAAAAGAUGGUUCUUUUAUUACCUUGAGGAGUCGCUGGUUCAGUUUCAUGAACCCUUGGACCAAAGAAGUAGAAUACAUUGUCUCAACAAAUACUGUUGUUUCCACCAACAUACUUGAUAGCGGAGACGCAGCCUUCCCACAGCUUGCAGCUUCACCACAUAGUAUGGACAGCGUGCUUCAGGCUGGAGAAGGCGGUCCAAAAAGGAGUCAUCCUACUGUCCCUGGAAUUCCAGGAGGAACAAGAGCUGGGGCAGGAAAAAUAGGAAGGAUGAUUGCUGAAGAAAUCAUGGAAAUUCACAGGAUAAGAGGAUCAUCACCAUCUAGCUGUGGUUCAAGUCCACUGAACAUUACCAGCACACCACCGCCCGAUGCCUCCUCCCCUGGCAGCAAGAAGAUCCUGAACGGUGGCACUCCAGACAUUUCUUCAGCUGGAUUACUAUCUGGGCAAAUCCAAGAUAGCUCUGGUUACCCAUAUUCUGAUAACUCCUCUAUUCUUGGGGAGAACUCCCACAUAGGCAUCGACAUGAUUGACAACGAUCAGGGAUCGAGCAGCCCUAGCAACGACGAAGCAGCGAUGGCAGUAAUCAUGAGCCUUCUUGAAGCAGAUGCAGGUCUGGGUGGCCCCGUAGAUUUCAGUGAUUUGCCAUGGCCCUUGUAAAUGAUGCACCUUGCUUCAACAUCCAAAUAUCAAAGUGCAUUUAUUGGUGGAGUUCUGCAGUCUGUGAAACUCAGUGGAUGGAGAAGCUUUUAUGUAUGAAUUUCAUAAAAGCCAUAUCAGAAUGCAACUCAUUCUUACCAUGUGUAACGUCAGACAAAGUGGAAUAACCCGCUACAGUGUUCCGUGUUGAUUUGGUUAGCUGUGUAUAGCUUGCAAUACCUGUAUAUUUUGGAUUCUGUUAUUUGAAUUUUUUUUUAAUCACUGUGCAACUCACGGGCAUCAGUGGUAGCUUUUAUAUGCAAAUGACCAUUUCAGAUGUAUGGUGUGUUUUUACACUGCAAAACAGUCCCCAUGUGGAUAUUUCUUAUACUAAUUGUACCAUAAAGCUGUUUAUUCUUUCUUGUAAGAAUCCUUUACUAUAAAUAUUGUUAAAGUGUAAUGUAUUAGACAGUUAAAUAUUUUUAAAAUAAAUGUUUCCCUUGUUCUAAGAUGGAGCAUUUCCUUUGAUAAAUAAAUUUGAUAAAACCCUGCUGAAGAUGCAUGCAAGAAGCAGUUGCCUAUUUAUCAUUUCUUUAGCUCUGAAGGAAACAGAAAAAUCAAUGCCUUACAGACACUUACGGAAUUCUGUCACUACACUGCAUUCCUAAAGAUAUUACUUAGAAAUUUCAGUUUAAACUACAAAAAAUCCCUUAGCAAGGUGAGUUAAGGCAGACGGCACAACAGAUAUCUGAUUUUAGGAAAUAUCCACUUUUCACUCUUACAUUUGAAGUCAUCUCCAA